AUGGGGGAAGAGGCUCUGAUGAUGUGGGUUGGGGGUGAGAGAGUGGCCGGCACUGGUGAGCUCUUUGCCGUUGAGAAUCCAGCUACAGCGGAAACAAUUGCAGAAUGCCACUCCGCGUCAGCUCAAGACGUCGACGAUACGAUCCAACUGGCUCAUCGUGUCUUCAAGUCUGGCGUCUGGUCAAAAUCACCUCGCCAUGCCAGGGCCGACGUGCUAGAUAAAGCCGCCGAGCUCCUCACCUCAAACCUCCCUACCCUGAUCAAGGCCGAGGUCGAGCAGACGGGCCGCGCAAUCCGAGAGAUGCAGGCCCAAGUCCCGUCGCUGGUCCGCUGGUUCCGCUACUACGCCGCCGUCCUCCGCACCGAGGAGCGUCCCGUCCUUCCAACGACGGGGAAGCUGCACAACUGGCUGGAACGGGUUCCGCUCGGCGUCGUCGUCCAGAUCACGCCUUUCAAUCACCCGCUACUGAUUGCAGUCAAGAAGCUUGCCCCCGCUUUGGCGGCAGGGAACAGCGUCGUCUUGAAGCCCAGCGAGCUCACACCGCUGACCAGCUUGUUGCUGGGACCGAUCCUGAAAGAGGCAGGGCUUCCGGAUGGCGUCUUCAACGUUGUGGUAGGCUUCGGAUCUACAACUGGACGGUCUCUUGUGAGCCAUGCCCUUGUGCGCAAAGUCGACGUGACCGGGGGGACUGUUGCCGGAAGAGCAAUCGGCUCCGUUGUUGGCAACAACCUGGCGCGGUUUACUGCAGAAUUGGGGGGAAAGGCGCCCCUGGUUGUAUUCGAAAAGGCAAACGUUGACCUUGCCGUCAAUGGAGUUGCCUUUGGGUCGUUCAUUGCAAGCGGCCAGACAUGUGUCGCAGCGACCCGCAUCAUCGUCCACAAGAGCAUCUUGCCGGCUGUGGAAGAGAAGCUCGUCCGCAAGGCCGAGUCCAUCACACGGCGGAUGGGCUCGCCUAUGAACUCAAAGUCCUCCAUGGGUCCGCUCAUCUCAUCCAAGCAGCUCGGCAACGUUGUGAAUCUCGUGGAAGAUGCCGUUGCGAACGGUGCAAGGGUCCUUUGUGGCGGCAAGAGGCUGUCUGGCAGGUCGGCGCUCGACGAUAUCGACCUUUCCAAGGGCUAUUUCUUUCCUCCGACUAUUCUAGGCUCGAGUUCGUUGUGCGACAUCACAAAGACCAAGAUCUGGCGCGAAGAAGCUUUUGGACCUGUGAUUGUGCUGGUUGAAUUCGAAAGCGAACAAGAAGCCCUCGAGCUGGCCAACGAUAGUGAAUUCGCUCUGGGAGCGGCGCUGUGGACUGACGACUUGAGUCAGGCUUUCAGAGUCUCUGAACAGAUUGAGUCGGGCAUUGUCUGGGUCAAUACGCACCACCGGAACGACCCGAGCAGCCCGUGGGGAGGAGCUUCGAAUGCCAGCGGGGUGGGGAGUGAGAAUGGUGUUGAGGCUUAUUAUGCGUAUACGACAACGAAGAGCAUCAUUGUCAAUUAUGCUUCCAGUGAUGAGGCUGUGGCAGACGACUGGUUUCGAGAAGACGAUGUUCAAGUGCGCUAUGGAUGA
This is a messenger RNA of Trichoderma reesei QM6a, 1551 nucleotides long. RefSeq names its product NAD-dependent aldehyde dehydrogenase. Gene Ontology annotation, molecular function: aldehyde dehydrogenase (NAD+) activity. NCBI's taxonomy places the organism in Eukaryota, Fungi, Ascomycota, Sordariomycetes, Hypocreales, Hypocreaceae. The transcript has 3 exons. Bases 1 to 1551 code for a protein of 516 amino acids. The record is from RefSeq and is a predicted model, not a curated record.